AUGUACUUUAGGGAAAGGAGAGCAUUAUCUAAUCAAAAAUAAUAUUAAGGUUAUGAGGAUACCAAAAUUUAAUUAGACUUAAUUGACAAAUUCAUAAAUCCAUCAUAUGAAAUUCCAAUUAGUCAACAACCUAGUCAGAAGAGUGGAAUAAGACAAUUAAAUUAAAUGGAUAAAUCUUAUCAAAUUCCUAAAGUAGUAGUAUAUCCUGAAGAAAAAUUAAAUGAAGAAGUGGCUCAAAUGUAAUAAGCAUUAGAUAAAUAAAGUCAAACUCUUAAACUACUUUUAAAAGAACAAAAAGAAGUAACAUUAUAAAUGGAUAAUCAAGAUUAAUAGAACUCAAGUUUUAAAGUCAAAACUUGAUUAUCUAAAAACUCAAGUGUAAACCCUUCAUCUUAAGUUGCCUUAGCUACCCCAAUAUGACUAAUUUUAUGAAAUUAAACAUGAAAUCAACUCUUUGCGAUAUUCAUUUUUUAACCAAGUUCACUAACCACAGCAACCCUUUAUAUAACCCCCUUAGAUCAUCUAUUAAUAGUUGCCUUAACCUUUUUCGUAACAAUACUUUUAAUAAGCAUAUCUUCCUUUUAAUUAAUAAUAAUCACACUUUGGAUCUUAAAGAGAUUAUCAUCCUUUUCAACAUUUAAUAAAUCCUUAUUAUAAUCCAUCUAACCCUAAAUCAUAAAGAUUUAACACUAAAGACAAAUACCCAAACUCAAAAGGUAAAGUAUAAAAAAAAACUUAAACAAAAACUUAAAAUUCUGUUUCAAAGCCUUUUCAUUCAGAAAGAAAUAGUCGUCAAUCCAUUCCUUUAAUUUCUAAAGGAUUAAAUUAAAAAACCAAAUAAAGCUUUUUCAUGGAUGUAUUAUUAAAAUUAUAUUUGAUAGAAUGCGGUCUUUCAAGUAUAAUAAAAAAUAAAAAAGUUUAAAUUAAAAAAUAUAUUCAAUUUUGUGAGAUAUGCAAUGAGGUGGAAAAUCUAUUGUAGACCCAAUAAAAUAUUAUGGAGAAAAUUAUAUAGACAUUCAGUAGAAUGUAAAGCUAUUAUCUUAAAAACAUCAUAUCCAGUAGCAUUAAAAAGAAUAAGGGAUUGGUGUAAAAUGGUAUUGGCUAAAGUAGAAAAUUAUUUAAGCAAAAUUAAAGAAAUCGAUUUUAUAGUAAUUAAUAUAUCAUUAUCUUAGAAUCCAGAAAAAAUACUGACAGAUAAAGAAAUUGAUUAAUCAUUUAUGUAACUUACUAUUUCAACAAAGUAUUUAAUAACAAGUCUACUUACAUAUUGCACUAGUGAUUUUAUUAUUCCAGAACUUAAAUUUUUAUCCUAUUUAUAGUUUUUUGAUGAACCAAAUAUUGAUAGAGGCCUAUUUAUAUCCAAGCGGGUAUUGUUUUGGAAGGAAAAUCAAUUGGAUAUGACUAAAACUCAAUAAUAAAUGAUUAUUGGUGAUCUAGUUAUAAUUGUACAUAUUUUACCAGCCUUAAUGGAUAUUUCAGGAUCAUAUUUUCUUAUUAAAUGCAUGGUAUCAUUAAUUUAAAUUCAUUUUAUGAAAUAAUUUGAUCUUUAAAUUAUAAAUCCCAAUCCAAGUUAUAGAUUAAUCUAAUUAAAUGUAAAAGAAUAUGUCAAUGGAAAAUUUUCAUUAAAAUUAUAAAAAGUUGAGAAUUUUGAUGAUGAUAGAUAUAUAAUUGGAGUAUAUGAAGAAUAAUAAUUUCAAUAAUUUUUCUAAAAAAGGCCCUACUUUCAAGACGAUAUGUAAAAAACUCUUUCUGAAAUACAUACUAACUUAUUAUAAGCAUUAAUUUCAAAAUGA
Molecule: messenger RNA, 1793 nt
Organism: Paramecium primaurelia
Lineage: Eukaryota; Ciliophora; Oligohymenophorea; Peniculida; Parameciidae
Source: the annotation of a GenBank genome assembly